Onychostoma macrolepis is the source of this 1780-nucleotide messenger RNA. It is a transcript of the gene ears2, whose product is annotated as glutamyl-tRNA synthetase 2, mitochondrial. The transcript is spliced from 9 exons. The record is from RefSeq and is a predicted model, not a curated record. Bases 102 to 1733 code for a protein of 543 amino acids. NCBI's taxonomy places the organism in Eukaryota, Metazoa, Chordata, Actinopteri, Cypriniformes, Cyprinidae. Gene Ontology annotation, molecular function: tRNA binding; ATP binding; glutamate-tRNA ligase activity. Gene Ontology annotation, biological process: glutamyl-tRNA aminoacylation.
AUGAAUGUGUUUUAUGAACAUGUUUCGGCCCGUGCAGCGAGUGGCGUUAGAGACUUUUGUUGUAAACUGUCGUGAAGCAGGAAGUGGAGCAGCGAGUAUUGAUGUGCACAUGCGCAGUAGCCACAGCUGUCUCGCUCCUAGCAUUACCCGGUGUUCUAGUCUCCGGUAGAGUCUCCGGUAUGGACGCGUGGAGAUGUUCGGCUGUUUUGAGGAGAAUGUGCUGCAGGAGAAGCGGCGCGCACAGAGGCGUGUGCACGAGACAGCCCGCGCCCGCGCCGCGCGUCCGCUUCGCUCCGAGCCCCACGGGGUUUCUGCAUCUCGGAGGACUGCGCACGGCUCUCUAUAACUAUCUGCUCGCCAAGCAGCGCGGAGGCGCCUUCAUCCUGCGGCUGGAGGACACUGACCGGAGCCGCCUGACCCCCGGAGCCGCGGACGAUAUAGAGGACAUGCUGGAGUGGACAGGUAUCCCGCCGGACGAGAGCCGCCGCAGAGGAGGGGAUUAUGGGCCGUAUGUUCAGUCCGAGCGUCUGCAUCUCUACUCUCAGGCAGCAUCAGCUCUGCUGGAGACGGGACACGCCUACUACUGCUUCUGCUCCAAUCAGAGGCUGGAUCUGCUGAAGAGGGCAGCGCAGCGCAGCGGACUCGUGCCGCGGUAUGAUAACCGCUGUCGAGAGCUGCGUCCGGAGCAGGUGCAGCAGAAGCGGUCUGAGGGCGUCCCGUGUGUGAUCCGCUUCAGGCUGGACCCUGGCGCCGAGCCCUUCAGGGACCUGGUGUUCGGCUGGACGCGGCACGAUCCGGCAGCGGAGGGCGAUCCGGUGAUCCUGAAGGCCGACGGCUUCCCCACCUAUCACCUGGCCAGCGUGGUGGACGAUCACGCUAUGCGGGUCAGUCACGUGCUGCGCGGCUCCGAGUGGCUGAUCUCCACCGCUAAACACCUGCAGCUGUUCCGCGCGCUGCGCUGGACGCCGCCAGCCUACGCUCACCUGCCGCUGCUCCUCAACCGCGACGGCUCCAAGCUGUCCAAGAGACAGGGAGACAUCUGCGUCCAGCGCUUCCGCGAGCAGGGCGUGCUGCCCGAGACCCUGCUGGACAUCGUCACUCACGCCGGAUCCGGCUUCAGCGAUAAUCGGAUCGGUCGGCGUCUGGAUGAAUUAGUUGCUGAAUUUAACGUUGCCAAGAUCACGACGCACUCGGCCCUGCUGGAUCUGGACAAACUAGACGAGUUCAACAGGGUUCAUCUCCAGCGCAGGAUCGAGGACGAGCAGAAGUGCGCCGUGCUGCGGGAUGAGCUGCGUCGGCAGGUUCUUCACACACACGGCUCUGAGAUCAGCGACCGCACCGUCCUGGAGCCGCACUACAUACACAGAGUCCUGCAGCUGCGCAAGGGUCACGUCUGCUCGCUGCGGGAGCUGCUGGAUCACACACAUGCGUUCCUGUGGAUCCGGCCGCGAGUCACACGGCAGCAGCUGCUGGAAGUGAGCGCAGAGGCAGAAAGCAUCGCAGCGGCGGUCGUGCAGCUGGUGGCGUCCGGCGGCUCGUUCCAGUCCACAGAGCGUCUGAACGCUGAGUUCAAACUGAUCACCAGCCGACUGAAGCACACCAAAUACAGCGGAGCGAUGAGAGUGCUGAGACUCGCUCUGAGCGCACAACAGGGUCCCAGUGUGGCGGAGAUGAUGCUGUCUCUGGGAGAACAGGAGGUGUGUGUUCGUCUUCAGAAGGCUCUGGAGCACUAACUGGAACAAACUUGAUCCGUGUUUAAUAAAGUGGAUGUAAAUAUUGA